CAUGUAUUUGACCCGUUUUAUUGCCUUAUCUUUCUGAUAAAGUGACUUCUGGAGGAAUUUUUACCCCCGAUUCUUUGGCAACAUUGCGGUUACCUAUAGAAAUUGUUCUUCCAACUCUUUCAUCAAGUGGAUUUAAUAUUAUAAUGAUUUUGUGCUUGUCAAUACUCGAGAAAUCAAGUUCAAGGCUAUGCGUUGGAAAUUUGGUUCUCGAUCGUAACUAAAGACUGCAAACGUUUUUGUCUGAUUAGAUUUUAUUGUUUAUUCUUAAGAUUCUUGCACAUGUUACUGAUGGGUUCAUUCGCAUUAUGGGUUGGUGGAUCGCCGUGAUAUGCAUUCACCAACGUGUUUAGGAAUAUUGUUUGAUGGGGGAACCUCCAUUGUCAAUGUCGUCUAAUGAUGGCUAUGGUGGAGACGGGCGAAUCCACGUUUUUUGAAAAAAUUCUAUUGUCUCUGUGAUAAGCUGAUCGCAAAAGACAGUUAUGCUUGGUGUAAAGGAUACCUGGAGGUGUAUAUUGGCAAUGUGGAUACUUGCAUUCGGAUUGCAACCCGACGGAAUCUCGCGAAGUAAUUUUGUUUACUCCGCUGUACCGGAAGCACGGGCAUCGAACGUAACGAAAACAGACGGUGUUUGUGGUGACAUCGAUAUUCGCAAUGAAGUUACCAACUUCAAACAACUUGAAGACUGUGUGGUCAUCGAAGGAAAGCUUCAUAUCCAGCUCAUAGCAAACACAGAUGAACGUGACUUUGACAAGUACUCUUUUCCAAAACUUGUUGAAAUAACAGGCCACCUUUUCUUAUACAGAGUUUAUGGUCUAAAGACAUUACGAAAUCUAUUUCCGAACCUUGCCGUCAUACGUGGGCAGGAGCUGUUUUACAACUAUGCUCUGGUGGCAUAUGAAAUGCCCGACAUGGAAACUUUGGGUCUCCAGAGCUUGACAACAAUCAUGCGUGGUGCAGUCCGGAUGGAAAAGAAUAACAAACUGUGCUACAUUGAAACGAUUGACUGGUCCCGUGUGGCUAUCGGAGUCCCCGUCGGGGCCCACGACAUGAAGGACAACAAGGAGCAGCAGGAAACCUGCGUAAACGUCUGUCCCGAAUCGUGUCCCUCCACCAACGGAAAGUCCUACUGCUGGACUGCAGAGAUCUGCCAGAAAAAUCUAGAUUGUCCAAAUACUUGUGCUCAGCCUGGCUUCAAGACUGGAUAUUGUCAGAUCGGCACCAGAACAUGCUGCCACAAGUCUUGUGUGGGAGGAUGUACCGGUCCCCAUGCCGAUGAUUGUAUUUCCUGUACCAAUGUCACUUACAAGGGAAAAUGUGAACCCAGAUGCCCUCGUGAUACUUACGUGGUUUUAAAUCGUCGUUGCUUGCUGGACAAGGAAUGCCUGAAUUUCAGCCGGAAGUCUCUGUUGAUUCACUGGGAAGACAACUCUCCAGGACGCUGUGUUGAAGAGUGUCCACAUGGUUAUACAAUUGAUGAGAAACAGCGAGUUUGUCUAAAAUGUAAAGGAUACUGUCCAAAGGAGUGCGAAGGCAAGGUGGUGGAUAGUAUCCAGUCGGCGAACGAUUUGAAAGGUUGCACCAAGAUCAAGGGUCCUUUAGAGAUCAACAUUAUGGGCGGAAGCAAUAUUGGGAUGGAGCUGGAGAAGAGUCUCGGUCAGAUCAAGGAGGUGAGCCAGUACAUCAAAGUGGUGCGGUCGUACGCCCUACUCUCGUUCGACUUCUUCAAGAGUCUUGAGAUCAUCAAAGGAGAUGAACUUGAACAUGACACGUAUGCCUUAUACGUGAUGGACAAUGGAAAUCUACAAGAUCUAUUCACAGACAAAGUGUCAAAAAAUCUCAGAAUAAAAAAGGGUAAAGUUUGGUUUCAGCACAACCGAAAACUCUGCUUCAACAAAAUCGAAAGUUUUCUGAAGGGUAUUAAUGUUACCUAUGACAAAACCGAUGUGAGUCGAGACAACAAUGGAGAUCAAAUACCAUGCUCUGUGAGGCAAAUUAGACUAGAGGUAACUAAGAUGCAGUAUGACAUUGUUAUUCUGGAAUGGACCAAAUUCCAAGCCAUUGAUAAACGACAGUUGCUGAGUUACGUCAUCAACUUCAGAGAAGUGAAACAAAACGAGACUGUGAAUAUUUAUCAAGGCCGAGACGCUUGUUCCAAAACUAUUUGGAAAACGAGAGACGAAAAGCCGGAACGUGACGAUCUUGAUCACAUGACUGCAAUGCUGACCAAUCUGAAAGCGUGGACGAAGUACGCCGUCUACAUUGAGACCUACACUACCUCCAUGUCCAAGGAGGCGGCCAUUAGCAAGAUCCUUUACUUCACCACUGAUCCAUACUAUCCCAGUAGUCCGUCAAAUCUGGAGGUACUGACGGAGGUGGACCACGAGCUGCAUGUAAAAUGGGAGCCACCCAUCCAUCCAAACGGAAAUGUUACACAUUACAUUGUCUACUGGCAGCUGCAGGCUUUUGACCCAAGACCUUUUGAUCAAAGGGACUAUUGUAAAAAUCCUAUUCAUCUGCAGCCGAAGAAGAAGAAGAAGGAAUCGAAGGUGAACCGCUACACCAACAUGACGGAGACGCCAGACAGCAAGUGCUGCUCGUGUCCUAGAUCGGCUGUCGAGCUAGAGAACCUCGAGAGAAACAGACAGUCGGAGAUUGACUUUCAGAACUACCUGCUGGACAGCACAUACCUGAAAAAACCACGUGGGAGUGAAGAUGAUGACCGCAGCAGGAGGAGAGAUCGAUUAAAGCGCUAUGCCGUCACUGGUACGACUAUGAUUGAAGAUAAUACUCCAGCCGUGAACAACACAGACGCCAACAGUACAGAGGCUGUUACGGAAAACAUGUUCUAUGAGGCUGUGGUUUAUGGAGAAGAGCUCAUCAUUCCAGGUCUAGGACAUUUCCAGGAAUAUAAUAUUGAGGUUCUUGCAUGCCAAGAGACAAAUCCGAAAUCUGGGGAGAAGUUUUGCAGUAGCCGAGCAAUAGCAACUGCUCGAACCAGGCCAUCAAAAGCGGCUGACAACAUAAAUGCCUCAACAGUGAAAAUUAGCGAAGUUAGCAACCACACAGGACAGAUCAUGAUAAAAUGGGAAUCACCGAAAAACCCAAACGGUUUAAUUGUCACUUUUGAGAUUGAAUACUGGAAGACAAAUCUUGUGGAUCACAAUCCUCUGAGACUCUGCUUUCCACACAAGAAGUACAGGAGCUUGUCCGGCUACAAGCUCGUCAAGCUUGAGCCAGGCAAUUACACGUUCAAGAUUCGAGCCACAUCAUUAGCCGGUAACGGAUCAUGGACAUCAGAGUUCACCUUUUUCAUUGAAUCUCCAUCUGUGUCACAGAUGAUGUCCAAGACUGUGAUUGCAAUCAUUGUUAUUAGUGUCUUAGUUGUAAUCAUCAUUACCAUCAUCGUCGUCUGGUUUGUCGCGAAAAGCAAAUUUGCCAAGGAUCCAAAUGACAUGACAACAUCAACAAACCCUGGAUACAUGCCUUCACUUGAUGUAUAUAUUCCUGAUGAAUGGGAGUUUGACCGGGACAAGAUAAAAUUGAUACGUGAACUCGGACAGGGGUCAUUUGGCAUGGUGUAUGAGGGAAUUGCAAAAGACCUUGAUGGCAAAGGCGAAAUCAGGGUUGCUGUGAAGACUGUUAACAAUGAUGCAGGAUUCCAUGAGAGAACCAAUUUCCUGAAAGAAGCAGGUAUCAUGAAACAAUUCUCCUGCCAUCAUGUAGUCAAGUUACUGGGGGUCGUCUCAAAGGGUCAGCCAGCCCUCGUUAUUAUGGAACUGAUGAUUAAGGGUGAUCUCAAGAAUUAUCUACGGCAGCAUCGGCCCGAUGAGGAAGACAAUAAUGGACAACAGCCGCCAACUCUACAAGAGAUUUGGCAGAUGUCUGGAGAGAUCGCUGAUGGCAUGGCAUACCUUUCUGAUAAAAAGUUUGUCCAUCGCGAUUUGGCAGCAAGAAAUUGCAUGGUGUCUGAAAACUUGGUUGUCAAAAUCGGAGAUUUUGGAAUGACGAGAGAUAUUUAUGAAACCGAUUAUUAUCGAAAAGGUGGGAAAGGUCUGCUCCCUGUCAGGUGGAUGGCACCGGAGUCGCUCAAAGAUGGAAUGUUUACUACAAUGUCCGAUGUGUGGUCAUAUGGAGUGGUACUAUGGGAAAUGUCCACUCUAGCAGCACAGCCCUACCAGGGUCUGUCGAACGAGGAGGUGUUGAAGUAUGUCAACGAUGGCCGUAUAAUGGAAAAACCUGAAGGCUGUCCUGAUAAGCUUUAUGAGAUGAUGUUGAAGUGUUGGCGAUUUCGAUACAAACAGCGACCGACAUUCAAAGAAAUCAUUGAGGAACUUGUACCAGACCUCAAUACGAGCUUCAAGGAUGUGUCCUACUUCUUCAGCGACGAGAACAAGACUGAGGGGGCAGAGUUUGAACAACUUGGGAACAAGCAUUUGGAUCUUGACGACAUUGAUAACGACUCGGACCAACGUGAAUACAACUUAGAUAUUAAUGACGAAGUGAGAAUACCGUUCAUGUCCGCCGUGGACCCGGACGUGAGCAAUAUCGAGUCGCAGCGGUCACCCAACCGGAACGCGCAGCGCCCUAACACCGGCACGAAUCCGUGCGAGUGUGUGCUGCUGGAGGAGAUGGCCAACGGAAACAGAGACAGGUCGUCCCCCGUCAGUGCAACAGGCCAGACAAGCAGCGAGGGGGGCAGUAAGGAGAGCAGUAAAAGCAGUAAUAGUAGUUACACGAGAAUAAACGGUAUGGCUAAUGGUCACGUGCACAUGCGAUUGCCUCGCACGACGCAGUGCUAGCAGAGGCUUGUUUCUCUCAACCCGCCUACCCUACCAUGUACAGGCAGGAAAAACAAAUUGGCAACAAACCUAUGUUUCUGAUUUCCAGCUGGUGUCUUGUUGGGUAUCACUGCUACUAACAGGAAACCUGUGGCGGGUUUCGUCUUAAAACAGUAUGUCAAAAUUACCAAAUGUUUGAUAUCCAAUAGCCGAUGAUUAAUAAAUCAAUGUGCUCUAGUGGUGUCAUUAAACAAAAAUAAACUAUCUUGUUGGCUUGGGUCCAGGUUUUUUUGGAUGCGUUCUAAGUGCAGUAUUGCCCCAUUUUUAGUAGGGGGAGGAUUAUGUGUAGAGAGAUCAUAUUAUGUGGGGUUUAGGAUUAUUUUGAUAUAAUUUAAUUAGGAUGGGUUAAUGAUAUAAGGAUAUAAUUGCAUCAGGAUGAAGUGGAUUUAAGUAAACUGAAUGAAGAUUAAGUGGAUCUGGAUUAAGUAACGAAUGUAAAUUAAGUGUUGCAAGAGGGUGUGGAUUGUGGGUGAACGUGUAGAUUAAAUAGGCAUGAAUUUAUUGAUGUAAAUUAGGUGGAUGAGGAUAUAGAUUAUAGAUGAAUGAACAUGAAUUAUAUACUAUUAAUAUGGGUGAGGAUUAUAUGGAUGGUGAUUAAAUGUAUGAGUAUGCCACUUCUUCCUGUCAUGUUAUUUGGAUGUUGUUGGUACGGCAAAUAAAAUCGGGUCUCCUAUAUUUUUGCCAUUAAGUUUACCACUGGUAACCAGAAACUGCAGUUUGUCUUCUCCUGCCUGCUGAGUGAAUGUGGAGUCAUGUGACCUGUCUAUAUAAGCAUGGAAUAAUAUUUAUUGAGUGAACUUGAAUUCAUAAACCAUUAAAUCGUGAACCUGAUAGUCAUAUAGAUGAAUUCAUGGACUGCGCAGCAUGGAUUUCUUCUUAUUUUCAUUUCUGGGGUGUUUUUUCCAUGUUUUUUUUUUUUUUGUGGGAGGUUUUUCUUGCCUAACUUGGCUUGUUCUUUGAUUAACAUCUGGAAAUGUUGGGGUUUUUCGUCGCUUGGAAACUUCUGUUCCCACUUUCAAGUGUACAGGAUGAAAAUGGAAUGUGUGUUUUUUCCAGUUUAAAGUGCACAAGAAGAUAGUGGAAAUUUGUUGUUUUUCAAUUCGAAGUGGAAACGAGGCAAAUGGAAUUUUAUUUUUAAAAUAUAAAAUGGACAGCAGACAUGAAAAAUUGUAAAAACAAUUGACAAAUUCCAUUUACGAUGAUGAUACCGACUCUGGCAGCACCUGUAGUGUUUGAUUUAACGAUGAAUCUCUGUGUGGCAGAGAGAGGAAGGAUACUUGUCUAAUUUGAUUUCUAGUGGAAUCGCUCGCGUCUUAUGUCGUACUGCUAGUAAGGUGUCCAUGGACCAUGAACAUCAUCACCUUGUUUACUCAACAUACAAGCCGAUGAAUAAUAGGAACAGAUCUCAGAGUGGUUUGAAUGUGGUUUUUUUUUUAAAGGUGUUGCUACGGUUUCUCUGCCUCUGUUGAUAAAUAACAGGUUUGUUGACAAUUUUAUUGCGUACACUUGUUUUCCACUGAAGACGGCUCCAGAAUCGUGCUUGUGUGGAACGGAAAACAAUAGAAGUGAGCAUAAACCAUCAUUUUAUGGUGUGACUGUUUUCAAGUGUGGAGAGUAAGACAUCUAUAUACUUAUGAAUAUGAGAUACAAAUGAUGAUUUAUGCACAAAUUGCAUCUUUUUUCAAAUCUUUCUGAAGUCAUUUUUAAAACUAUAUUUUAAAUUGGCCAAACUCAGCUUAACAAUUUCAAGGUGGUGAUUUUGAUAUUUACAUUUUUAAAAGUGAUUUGAGCAUGUAUUUUAUUUUUUAUUAUUGUCAGUUUAAGCUGAGACUUGAAACAUUUUUAACAUCUUAUCCAUAUCUGGUUUACACGAUCAGUGAAAUUACUAUCAUUGUUUUUUUUUUAUCUUCUUGGUACUCCAAGAGUUCCAGCAUGUCAUGUCAUUUCCCAUUCAUAACAAAAGGAUUUUUUUCCCCAAAUGUCUUUUUAAUUAUUAAUUAAUUUGAAAACUGUUUAACUUAAUAAUUGCUGAUUUUACUUUGCAAGUCAAAUAAAUAAAAUACAAAAUUGUUUUGAUUUUACAAAAUGUUUAUUUAUUUUAUUUUGUCUUUAUGGCACAUUUAUGUCCAUGACUAAAAUGUUGGUAGCUUGAAAAUAUGUAGCUACUGAAUUUACCAGUAUACACACAAGUAGCAUAGAUUGUGGUCGUCAUAUAGGUUAAAUAUUGUUCAGGGAUAUGUGUAAGUAACAUGACAGUUGUAAUACAAAUCUCAAUUGAUUAUUCCUGAUCUGCUACUUGAACUCAUUUCCAUGCAGUAUGAUAGACAGUUGUCAUUUGAAUAAUUAAUAGCUCAAUAUAACAUUUGAUGAUCCAGUUUCACAGUUCAUCCUGUAUUACAUACACAUGUAUUCCUAAACUAACAUAAUUAUUUGGCAAAAGUAUUGAGAUACAAAUACAUGUAUUUACAUCAACAUAGUGUUAUUUUAUAAGCAGUUUUAGCCAAAAUUGUGUUGUUAAUGUGUAGGGUUUUCUUUCUUGUUUGAAACAUAAAUAAAAUUAUUAAAAGGCCCAAAUACUAAACUACAUCUAAGUCUGCAGACAUGCUUAUGUUUGAUGUCUAAAAUCAACUUGUUCCAAACUGAAAUAUUUACAUUAGAUAUUAGAUUUUUUGUAGUCCUUUCUUAUGUAGUUUUGUUUGAAGGCACAUGACAUGCUGAAUAAGGUAUCGUAUUAUGGUGGUUCAAAGAUUAGUCUAUUAACUGAUUUUAAAAAAUAAACACAUUUUAACAUAAUUUUCUAGAGAAGUUUUUUUUUAUGUUUAGAAAAUAACAAUUGUCAUGGAAUGUGGAAUUGAUGUUACAAAUUUUGUAGCAAUUUCGUAAUUAGUCACUGAUAUAUAUUGUGCGUGUACAGUGUACAUGAUACUGUGUUUAAGAGUUGCAGGCUAGCAAGGUGUUAUUUCUUCUUAAUACCCAUCAGCUAGACAAUUUCUUUGACAUUAGCCUGUGAUAAAUGAUAUUUUCUAAACAACAUCAAAAAGCCUCUCUGUUUAUCACUUUUAAACUUCUUCUUUUUUAAACUUUUAAAAAAUAUUUUAAACUUUGAGAAAAGAAAUAGUUUUUAACUGAAAAUUGAUGCUAUUUAUGUGUAUACAAAUAUAUGAAUGUUUUGCUGUAUUUGUUUUUGUUUUUUAAAAAGUCCAAUUGUAAUCCGUGGUGUCCUAUUGUAUUUAUUUUUGAGAGAGAAUCAAACCUUGUUCAUAUUCAUUGUUUUCAUCGUCUUGUUCUUGUUCUCAUUUUGUCAUCGUGUUUUAGUUUCUCAUCAGUUCUACAGAAGUAUUGUGUAAUUUUGUAGAAAAAAACACAAUUACUUCAAAACAACCAAGGACUGAAGUUAAACACAUGAGAAUGAAGAUAAGUUGUAUCUUGUAUAGAAAAUACCAUUACUGGAAAAAAUAUGUAUUGCUGUGUGAAAGUCUGUGUAGUUCGUCAUUUGUAAAUUGUCAGUAAUGAACGGAAACUGAAAAUGAUACGGGUAUAUUAUCAUAACUGUUUCAGUUAUAUCUAUAAGAUAAACUGAUUACUGUACACAUCAUAGGGACUCUGAACAUAAACAUGCCUUGACAAAAACAUUACCUUAAACAAAUUAUCAUUAUAAAUAUUUUGGCAAAUCACAUUGUUAUUGCCAUAUAUAUAUGUAUUGGAAGUGUGGGUUGUAUUUUUGUUUAGGUUUUUUUACUUUUAUGUUUCUAUAUUAAUGGUUGAAAGAUACCUAUUUGACUGCAUCAGAUAUUGACCAAUAUGAUCUGAUUUCAGUAUGAAUAAAUAAUGAAUUGCAUAUAAUGUAUUAGUAUAAAUUUAAAGCAUCCUUUGCUGUUUGGCCUGUUGUGUAGAUAAUAGACUUCAAUCUUGCAUUUCAAAUGACUAGUUAAUUGCAGAGUAAAUUCUGUUUUUAGUUGUGGUUUAGUUAUUUAAAUGCUACACCCAUAUUCUUUUAACUAUAGGAAAAUAGUAUCUUACUUUCAUGCAUACAGCUACAGUGUACAUGUAUUACCUGUUAGAUCAGAUAAAUAACAAUUUCUCAAAUUGUGAUAAUUGUUUUUUGUUUAAAUUCUACCUCUUGUUUGUUCGUCUACAAAAUAAAUAAUAUAGUUUUAAAAUCAUGUUGUUAGAUAUACAGUUUUAUAGAGAUAUUUUAACCUGGCAGUUGUUAAAAAAAGUUUUAAGAAUAAAGUUUCUUUCUUCUAAAGUUAAAUAAAAUAUUACAAUUUGUUACACAGGUAAAUAAAUUACAUGGAUAUAUAUUUUUAUUGACUUAAAUAUUUUUUAACCAUAUAUCAUGUAGUCCGCAUAUUUGCAUUAUAUCCAUAUCUGCUUUUUAAAAACAUUUCCUGUUGGUGAUACCUUGGCUAAAAAUAGUCAAAAUUGUCAUAAUAAAAUGUCAGAAAACAACAAAAUCAACUUUUAAGCAUUUGUUUUCAGAACCAUCUUUAUUUUUAUUAUAAUUUUUAUUUUUUGUGAUCUUUAUGUCAGAGAUUCAAAGGGUUCACUGCAAAACACUAUUGUGAAGAUUAAAGUGCAUUUGUGUUUAUUUAUAAAUCAUUGUAAAUAUAUAUUUAGAUCAGAGGGUUAAAAAAAAUCUAGACAAAUAUUGUCUUAAUACAUUUUACUUGUAUAGUGCAGUGUAAAUUGUGAAUGGCACAAAUUUUACUCAUAGUGGUUAAUAUGAAGUUGUUACUGCAGUCAUUUUGUUUGGAGAUUUUGUUUUUAAAAAAUAUUUCUUAAAUAAUUUAGGAAUCUAAAUUGAUAUUGGAUAUCUCUUUGUAGAUAUAUUUUAGCAUUCAGCCAUUUAGAUUUAUUUUAAGACUUGUUUUUAAGGUUAAUUUUUUGUUUUGUCUUAAAAGUUGUGAUUUUUACCUGUUUUAAGAAUGUUUUCAUUAGCAUAAACUUUAUAUGCUAGAGUGUUUUCAUUGUUUUAACAACAUAUAUACCAUGAUUUUUUUUCAUGUAGACCCAACAUUGCAUAUUUUAUUUUUAGAACACAACUCGGAUGGGCUUUAUUGGCAAAGUAUGUUUUGAAAAUUAAAAUAUACAUUCUUUUCUCUUUACUUUUUAGGAGAACGAAAUGAAAUGUUGACAUAACCUUUACUUUUUUGUGAAGUAUGUCUGUCAUAGGCAAAAUUGUGUGUGUGUGCAUGUGUGCGUGCCUGUGUGUGUGUGUGUGUGUGUGCACACGCAUGUGCGCGUGUGUCCUUGUGUGUGUGUGUAUGUGAUCUCUAAAUAAGUAAAAGCAGACUUGUCAUGAGCAUAGAUUCCUACCAGAUUCUUUGCUGCAUCUAUUACAAGUAGAACCAAUGAUAUAUAGAGACGAGGCAGACAUUUUUGCCUUGUUGAAUCCAUGGUCAGGACCUUAAUUCUAAUUCCACAUCAUACUGGAAAUGAUACAUUUACAUGUCUUAGAAUAAUUGUCAUGAUCAUCAUCAUUAUUGUCAUUGUGGUUUAUCACCUUCAUCAUCAUCUUUGUGUUAUUGUGAUAUAUUAAAUGUGAGUAUAAAUGUCCUUGGUUGAUGUCAUUGUCACCAAUUUUGUUUGUUUUGUUUUUAGUUUAGAUUUAUUGGCAUCUUCUUCAUGUGACAUUGAACUCUUUUUUUUUUUUUGUGUUGUGUUGAGUUCAUCUAUAUUAAUAAUUAUUAGGUGGAAAGUGACCGUCCAGUUUUUUGUCUUUACUGCGAUAAUAGUCGCAAACAGGUAAGAUGUAUGUUUUACCUGUCCAGUGUUAAGAGAUAGCAUUCACUUGAGCAUUUAUACCCCAUUCCAGCCUUUAAUAGAAGUAUAUCGCAUCAAUAUUGUUUGGUUUUAUCUGCAACUUGUAAAAACAAUGGUGAAAAUAUAGAUAAAAUAGCAAUGCUCAUCCAUAGUGAAGAAAGUCAUUUUCUGAACAGAGUUUGAUGUUAUGUUUUCUUGCCAUGCACACAUCCUUCAAAAGGCUCUGAAUAUUGGAGACAGAUUAACAAAACAUCAAAAGAAUUGAGUACGUCAAGUGAAAUUAAAUUAUUGACAGAAAGCGAUUUUAGUAUAGGUCAGUACAGGGUAUAGGUCUAUUUAAAUGUGGUGAUAUCAGGUUUCUUCUCUCAUUUACUAGACCUAGUGUCCAAAUGACCAUGUAUGAGUGAGCUGGGAUGUCGAUAGUUCUUUAGGUCCACAUUAAAUGUUUGUGUUUACUCUUAAGACAUUAAACAUGUUCACAGAUUUCAUUUCAACUUAUUUUUGUGUUUAUAUCCAAUUAAGGUUCAAGCAUGUUGUCCUGGGCACAGACCUCAGCUAUCUGGGUCUGUCUGUCCAGGACAGUGGGUUAGUUGUUAGUGAAAGAGCAGAUGGUGUAGUGAUCUUACACCUACCCAUUGAGUCGUUAAAACUCUCUGGGUGGGAGCCGGUACCGGGAGUCCACAGAUUAAACAAAUCAUGAGUAGACCAACAUCACUAGUCACUUGCAAGUAUGCACUGUCAAAUAUUGAGAGGGGCUGGGGUGUCAUUCAUGAGUUUAAGAAUUCUUUCUCUUUCAUUCACUUUGUUUUUGCGUAUAGUUUUUGAGUUGACACUAUAUUACGACAAAUGUUUUCAGAUUAUCUCACCAUCUAAUGUUUGUUCUGAUUACUCCUACUAGGUAAAAUGGUCUAAACAUUUCUGUAAAUGUUUCUUGUUUGUUUUUUUGCGUUUGUGGUACAAAUUCAAAAAUGUUUUCAUUUUGGCAAAAUAAUGUUCACGCUGUUACCAGUGAAUCUUAAGUGAGAUUUAGAACACCAUUGAUUUACUGUAGCAAGUAGUAUAUUACAAAAGGAAUUUAAAUUGUCUUUCAUAGGCAGUAGAGCUAUUACAUUCAUCUUGUACCUGGUAUAUACUACAUGCAUUUAAUAAUAUAAUUACCUUGGUUAACACAGUUGUGAAAAGACAAAAUUAACAAAACAAAAAAAUCAUGUCUUUGGUCCAAAACAAGUAAUUAUUUUUCGAAAAAAGAUUUAUGUUAAAUAAUUUUGCCAUUUAGUCUGUUAUAAUCUUUUGUUAACGAAAAUAUACAUGAUUAACAUGAGUAUUGAUUCAAACCUGAAAAAUAAUCACAUUUAGUAUUAUUAUAGUUAAGGAGGUAUUCACUUGUAAGAUCCAGUAGUAAUUACUGUUGGUUAUCACAUACGAUAUAAAAAUCACAUUUAGAAAUGUUUUCUCUUUUUUUAUUUUAUUUUAUUACUGGGUAUUAUAAAUGCAUUAAUAAUUGUGUUUAGCAUCUUGUUAUUAAAUGUUGGUCUACACUCAACACUAUGAUACAACAUGAAAUUUUUAGUCUGUGGAAUUAUAUGACAUGUAUAUCAAAGGGUUAAUAUAUUGUUACUACACUAACAUACAGGUAAAAUAAAAUGACAUUAGUUUCAGCAAAGAAAGUGCCAAUGGAAACUUUGAUAGGUACAUGGUCAUUAUACAUAACAUUACAUAAAAUGAAUAAUGAAUCAACAUGCCAGAAUAUACUUAUUAAACAUUAAAUUACUGCUUUAGUUGACUAAAUACAUGUACACUAUCAAAUAUAUUCUCUGCUGGCCUACAUUGGUGGAGUUUCAUACUUACACACUCAGUGUUUGCUUACACGGAUUUAUAAAAUCAUGUAAUCGGACCAAGGAAAAUAUGUUAAAGUUUUUUUUUUUACAUUAUUGUUUUAUUACUGAUUAUGGGGUGGGGGUGUCUUUUUUUUCUUCUUUUAAAAAAAAAAUCAUAUAGUUGAAAGCAGAGAGAAAACAAAUGGCCAGGACAAUGGAAACCAAAUUUAUAUUUGAUUUAAGAUAUUUUAGUUUCAGUCCUAUAUGGUGAUUUUGUACAGCAGUGUCAUUACACAGGUUUUCAGAUAGAUCAGGUAGUUAUCAGGGGUUUUUGUAAAAUAUUAUUGUACACCAACUGUAGACUGUAAAGCAUUGGAAGUUUAUUGUAAAUCCCAAACUUGAAGAAUAAAAUGAAUUGACAUUAAUUCAAUAGGCCAGUCUGCAUAUGUUACACAGACCAAAAUAUCAUCUGUUACAAUUUUAGUUCCAUCCUGUACCAGUGUAAAAAAAGAAAAGAAAAAAAAAGAUUAGGCCUAGACUAAGACCAUUUAUAUAAGAUUGGGAAAUGUUUAGGCCCCUCACACACACACACCCGGUUAUUGGCCGUGUAAAUUAAAAGUCCCCUUCUUACCGGCUUGUGACCUCUGACAAAACCCCAGAUAAGUAAAUUUUUUCAUUUUAAAGAUGUGGAUUGGAGUAGAAGGUUGUAAAAUAGUGAUGUUUAAUGUCUUAUCUCAAAUAAAAACAAUUUUCAUUGAUAAGCCAGUAUUUAGACAGAAAUGAAAUGUUGUAAUUUAUGAGAAAACCUUUAAGGAAGGAAUUGUAUAUAGCAUUCAACUAGGUUAUCAUGUGACUGGGGCAAGAUCAGAUUUCUUACUGAAUUAAGAGGAGUAUAUCAUGAAACUAUUGGACUUGUGUAGAAAAACAUCUUCUCCUUGUUUCAUUUUCAUCUUUGUUUUUCAUCAUGUGUUUGCCAAGUGUUCCCUGUUACAAUCCAGAUGGAUUCCAGUGAUGUAUCAUGUUGAAAUCCAUGGAUAUUCCCGGAAUCAUGUCACAAAUGGAAACAUAGUUUUAGAACCAUCACUCAUCUUUUCUUUUUCUUCUGAUAUUAAUAAGGGUUAACCCUUUUGUUCUCCAAGCACUUAUUAGUCAUUUUUCACUUUUUAAUCUUUCUUCUUUUUGUUUUAAUUGUAGAACUUUGGAAAAAUUGUCAAAAUAACUUAAAUACAUUUAGAUUUUUUCAUUUACCUACUGUAUUUUGUUAAACUAUCAUAAUUUGAUUGUAACGAGUCACAGGUCCUGAAUAUUACAAAUGAAAACAUCUCCUGUUGAAGAUUGUUUUAAUCAGUGAACUAUUGGUUUUAUUUUUAAUAUAAUUCUUACUGUUCUACCAUUAGAAUUAUAAGAUGUCACAGACAUCACUUUUUGUGAUAGCAGCAGAGCGUUUAAAAUUUUGGUUUUAUCAUUUGUAUUUUAACAAGUUUUAAUUAGUUGCCUCUUUUAUGUAGUAUUUAAACCAACUGAAAAACAUAUAGUUCAUACUUUCAUUGUAAGUUGCAUCAUAACAUAUUAAAGGUCAUAAUAUACAGACAUGUUAUCACAAAAAUUUAUAAACACAAUUAUGCCAAAACCUUUUAAUUUAGAAUUAAUUAAAAAGCAGAUGUUUUAGUCUUAGAAAUCAAUUCAACAUCUUGCUUUAAUAAACCAGUAUGGGGAUUUUGCUCCAACAUUAAUAAUCAUACAUAAAGUGAUAAACAUUGUUAUAAUAUAUUCCACCCCAAAAGAACAGCAAGUCAUGUUCAAAACUAAAUUUUCAGUUCCAGAUUUAAAGCUCGACAGUAGCUUUAAAUACUUGUACUAAUUUCAGUGGUUUUUUAUUUUUAAAGCUGGAUUCAAAUAAGAAAAAAAAAAAAAAUCAUGCAGAGUAAUAAUAAUAAUAAUUUAUUGAAUAUUCAAUAAUCAUCCAUUUUAAUAGUAUUAUAGACACUAGACAUAAGUAGUUCCAAAAUAUUACAAAUAAUGUUCAAAAAUGUUAACCCGGAUUUUAGUAUGCAGCUAGAAUGCAGAUGGUUAUUGGCUAGCUCCAUAAUUAGCGUACAGAACUUACAUUGUACAUACAAUCAACAUGUUAUCAUGUUGGACAUUGCUAUUGACGUCCAUUAUUGUUUCAUAUGCGUACCGAGAAGUAAUGUGUACAAUUGUUUUUGUUUGAUAAUGUCGAUGAAGAUUCCCUGUGUUGUGUCGAUAUUGUCAGCAUCUCUUGCUCUCUCUCAUUGGUCUGGUUGUUAUAUCUUUGUGCAUGUUAUUUGAUAAGUUCUCUCAUACUGAUCAAGAACCUUAGGUUAUGUGUACAUCUCAUUGUCCAUGAAAAAUACAUUGCAAAAAAAGAAAUUUUUUUUUUGUAGUGCAUCUGUAUAUAAAAAUGAUUGCAUAUACAUGUAAAUAAACCUGGAAAGACA
Molecule: messenger RNA, 14880 nt
Organism: Gigantopelta aegis
Lineage: Eukaryota; Metazoa; Mollusca; Gastropoda; Neomphalida; Peltospiridae
Product: putative molluscan insulin-related peptide(s) receptor
Exons: 25
Coding region: 480-4799 (1439 amino acids)
Biological process (GO): protein phosphorylation; cell surface receptor protein tyrosine kinase signaling pathway; multicellular organism development
Cellular component (GO): membrane; axon; insulin receptor complex
Molecular function (GO): insulin receptor activity; ATP binding; insulin receptor substrate binding
Source: RefSeq, a predicted model, not a curated record